AUGGCUGUGAACUACGUUCGUGUGUUUUUUCCAUCGGCAGCCCUGGUUGAGACGGGAGGGACCCCAGUGAAACAAGCCGGAUGCUCAUUGUUAGUUAAAAUCAUCAUUGGAAUAACAGUCAGUACCGUAAUCGUAGCCGGUGCCGCAUCAGCUGGUUACUUUCUCACUGUUGAUACAAAUACUAAAAAUGUUAAAGGAAACAUUCAACUAAAUUCAUCCACAACUGAGCCAUUCUCGGGACAAACCACAACUGACAUCACAGACCAGCCGGCAUCUGGACAAACUACCAAUGAAGCUACUAUCGACCAUACUACACAAAUAUCCAAUAGUCGAAACACAGACUCGAAUCUUGGCGAACAAACCACAGGUGCAGGUCAACCCGGACAAACAACGGGUGCAGGCCAACCCGGACAAACAACGGAUAUAGGCCAACCAGGACAAUCCACGGGAGCAGGCCAACCCGGACAAACUACAGGCGCUGGCCUAGCCGGACAAACUACAGGUGUUAGCCAACCCGGACAAACUACAGGCGAUAACCUACCGGGACAAACCACAGGCGCUGGCCAACCCGGACAAACUACAGGUGCAGGCCAACCCGGACAAACUACAGGUGCUAAUAUAGUUGGGCAAAAUUCAGGACAGACCAACGAGGUUCUGAAUACCGGAAUAACUAACCCACCACCGUCAGUGAACAGCUCCCAAACAUCGGGUCAAAUAGGAAAUGCCUCAACACCAUUAAGUGGCAGCACGACUUCUUCAUCUGAUAAUAUCACUGGUGGAACUUCUCCGAACCUUGGAGCCUCAACAACCACUCCACCAACGACCGUCCGUACAACUCCAACUGGUCCAGUCUGCCCUGAUGGCUAUGUUAGAACGGUGAUAUUUUCUGAAUAUCGUGGUAACUCUGUCAAUCUCUGGCUGCGGGGAGCUGAUAUCCCUCUCAUCCAUUUACAGUCAGCUGAUUCCGGCUACAAUAGAUUUGCUCGAGGUGAUACUAAGUUGGAUUGGACUGGGAAAGAAGCUGGCCAAGUUGCCGAAGCAAAGGGAACUCCAACUACAAGAACUACAAAUGAAUUGACAUCACCAUCAUAUCACCCUCUUAAUACAUUUGGCACUGAUUAUUGGAUAACAGAUGCCUGCCUUGAUUGUACCGGGACAGGAAAUAACCGCUUCCAAUUAAAAAUGUUUUCCUUCGAUUGGGAAAAUGUGAACGGUGGUGACAGCAAUUGUUUCAAUGGCGGCAACCACUAUGCCAUGUGUGGAAAAAUAAAUGUUUUUAAGUAUGGUAUAACAAGUUGCCAGAUAAAUGACUUUCCAAACCAAAAUGCUUAG
This is a messenger RNA of Lottia gigantea (owl limpet), 1332 nucleotides long. RefSeq lists its product as hypothetical. Bases 1 to 1332 code for a protein of 443 amino acids. Lineage: Eukaryota; Metazoa; Mollusca; Gastropoda; Lottiidae. The transcript is spliced from 7 exons. The record is from RefSeq and is a predicted model, not a curated record.